AUUCUCCCCAAUAUUAAGAAUUAGUGUUUAAUAAUACUCUGGGACCGUUUUCUUAACCUCUUAUGAGUGACCCAUUUAGCUUUGUUGUUGAAGUUGUCCUCUAGGGGAAUUCUUCUAACCUCUUAUUUGUGUCCCUUCUAUGUUUGGUUAUCCUCUUUCUUCUGAUUCUCUUGCAUUUCGUUAAAUUCACGUGAAGACAACAUUUAGACAAAACUUUUUGUUUGUUUCCAUGUACUCUACUUCGUUCAUGUCAAUUCAUUAUUGUUCAUUCUUAUCCUUUUUCAAGAAUAAUUAAUAGCUAAUGACCUUGCACGGUAGCAUUUAGACAAUUAGAUUCAAAUCUUAUACCUGAAGCCUUUUGGGAAUAUAAAAGAGAAUUUUAUGCCGUAGCCUCGAAUUGGCAUUACUAUUGUUAUCUUUUGCAAUCUUCUUCUCCCUUCCCCUUCCAUUUUGGUGCUCCUUAGUAAGGAUAUGCUUCCAAAGAGUUAUUAGUAAUUUAGUAUUAUGUAUGCUACCUCACAAUUUUCAACGCAUAUCUAUUAGUCUGCAUAGUACCAUCCAACUUCAAAUUUUGUUCAAUAUUGUGCCAAUGAACGAGAACAAGGUUGAUUGGGGAGGGUUGAUUCAACAAAGUCAUGGACUAAGUGGUGAUUUGAAUUCUGAGUUUGGUAAUCGUUAUUGUCAAUAUUUUGAUAUCAGACAGCCUUGGAAUAUGGGAUCAUUUACCAUGGUUGGAGGAGGAACAGAACAAUUACCAAACAAUAACAUAGGCUCUGUUAAAUCAUCUGGCACAAUUAUGAGCCGUUUUGAUUCACCAGCUUCUGCCUUUUAUGCUGCUGAAAACUGCAUGGGGUUUGCCGAAUUUGAUAGCCAAAUUGGUGUUCACUCUUUGAGUUCUCAGUUAUGUAAGAUUCAUGAUUUGGAGUUUCCUUUGUAUCAAUCUCCAAAGGAAAACCUUUUCUUGGAUUCAGCAAACCAACCUGACCCCGACUUUGACUUGUCAAACACUCUGCAAUCCAUUGUGAAAUCUCAAUUGAAUAGUGGUAAUCAAUGCAGUAGAUCUCCUGAAAAGUCCAAUAAAAUUUCAUGUGGGAAUUUUCCCAGUUCCAAGAUCCUUCCAAUUGAACAACAAAAGUUGUUUAUUCAUGGUGUUAUCAGGGGCUCAUCAAAUCAGGACCAUAUGAUUAGUUGUGGAUCUUAUAAUUUACCUAAUGCACAGAUGAGAUUCUCUUCUCCAAAUGAGAAAUUAUCUCCAACACUUUCAGGCGGAAGUGUGUCUACUAAUGGGGCAGUGGUAUCAAGUAAAACACGUAUAAGGUGGACCAAGGAUCUUCAUGAGAAGUUUGUUGAGUGUGUGAAUCGCCUUGGAGGCGCUGAGCAGGCAACACCAAAAGCUAUACUAAAGAUGAUGGAUACAGAUGGUUUGACUAUCUACCAUGUCAAAAGUCAUUUGCAGAAAUAUAGAAUUGCAAAAUUCAUUCCAGAGCCCAAUUUAGGGAAAUCUGACAAAAGAGCCCACACAAAGGAUGUGCAUCAUCUUGAUAUAAAAACUGGCUUACAAAUUAGAGAGGCACUUAAGCUGCAAUUAGAUGCUCAAAGGUGUCUUCAUGAACAACUAGAGAUUCAGAGAAAAUUACAGUUGCGAAUUGAGGAACAAGGCAGGGAACUGAAGAAAAUGUUUGACCAGCAGCAAAAGACAAGUAAUAACCUCUUGAAUACUCAGAAUUCAGCCACUGAUGAAACAAAAAAUAGUCAUAAAGAUGGUGAGGUUUGUGUUUCUGAAGGGGCCAACAAUUCCUUCUUCACUUCCAAGACCUCUCCAAGCCCAUAAUUUGAUGGUUAUGUAUAAAAUUAGAGUUUUCCAAAAGUGUACUACUUGUAAGAAACAGAUAGACCACAUCAUGUGAUUUUGUUAUGGUAAGAAUAACAUUGUUGUGUGAAUUAUACAUAAUAUAGACUGCUUACAUUUUAUAUCCUUAUAGAAAGAAGAAGCAUUGUAUUACAUUUGCAUUACUGGGGGAGGGGGUAAUAAACUUUGUAAGGAGAGUUUUCUUUCUUUUUCAGCAA
Molecule: messenger RNA, 2067 nt
Organism: Cajanus cajan (pigeon pea)
Lineage: Eukaryota; Viridiplantae; Streptophyta; Magnoliopsida; Fabales; Fabaceae
Molecular function (GO): DNA-binding transcription factor activity; DNA binding
Source: RefSeq, a predicted model, not a curated record